This is a messenger RNA of Colletes gigas, 454 nucleotides long. It is a transcript of the gene RpL37A, whose product is annotated as 60S ribosomal protein L37a. Gene Ontology annotation, molecular function: structural constituent of ribosome. The record is from RefSeq and is a predicted model, not a curated record. The transcript has 3 exons. Gene Ontology annotation, cellular component: ribosome. Lineage: Eukaryota; Metazoa; Arthropoda; Insecta; Hymenoptera; Colletidae. Bases 147 to 425 code for a protein of 92 amino acids. Gene Ontology annotation, biological process: translation.
UCGUUCGAUACGAUUUGAAUUCGCGCUUCCCGUGAACGCGCCAUUGCAUCGCGGCUUCCGGUUUCCUAGCGCGCGCGGUGAAGAUCGGACUUUACAGUCUCUGUCCUUUUCCGGUUCUUUUGGAAAGUACCUUAUAUUUGUACAAAAUGGCGAAGCGUACAAAGAAGGUUGGAAUCACAGGAAAGUAUGGUACCCGAUAUGGUGCCUCACUUAGGAAAAUGGUUAAGAAGAUGGAAAUUACCCAACACAGCAAAUAUACCUGUACAUUCUGUGGCAAGGAUGCAAUGAAGCGAAGUGUUGUGGGUAUCUGGUCAUGUAAACGUUGUAAAAGGACAGUUGCAGGAGGUGCAUGGGUUUAUUCGACAACAGCUGCUGCAUCUGUUAGGUCUGCUGUCAGGAGAUUGCGUGAAGUUAAAGAACAAUAAGUAAAUAUAAUAAAUAUAUUGUAAUAAUA